AUGAAGAUCCCGACCAUCCUGUCGUUUGGCGCCCUGGCGGCAGCCUCGAGCAUUGACGUGUGCGAGAAGCUUCACUCCCAUUACCCCGAGUACACUGUGUGGGACCCCUUGAGCCCGCAAGGCCCCGAGUCCGCCCUCAAUGCCUCCAUGUACCGGACUGCGCGCUCCGAGUAUUGGAAUGGAGUCAAUGCGAGAAAUCGCCCAGCGUGUAUCUUCUUCCCGUCCAACGCCGAGCAGGUUUCCGACGCCGUCAAGCACCUGAACGAAUAUCCUAACGUCGAAUUCGCUCUCAAGUCCGGUGGCCACAACUUCAAUGCGGGCAUUUCAAGCACGGCAGGGGGUGUCCUGAUCUCUUUCAACGAGAACCUCUCCUCGGCGACCCUGUCCUCCGAUGGAAAGAGCUUCGAGGUGGGCCCCGGUGCCAGAUGGGGCGAUGUCUACGAGGCGGGGGCCAAGGACAACAAGAUCGCCGUCGGAGGCCGACUCUCCAACAUUGGCGUUGGCGGCUUCGUUCUGGGAGGAGGCCUUUCUUACUUGUCAGCUCAAUAUGGAUUGGCCUGUGAUAACGUGAUCGAUUUCGAAGUGGUCCUCGGCAACGGCACAGUAACCCACGCGAACAGCAAGACCAACCCAGACCUCUGGUGGGCACUGAAAGGAGGCGGCAAUCGCUUCGCCAUCGUAACCAAGUUCACCUUGAAAGCGCAUCCCGCCGGCGUGGACGGCAAAGUCUGGGGUGGUAUCCGCUUCUACUCUCGCAACGACCGACAGGCCGUCUUCGAGGCCGUGUCGGAAUUCGUCCGGGACUACCCAGACCCCAAGUCCGCCGUCAUUCCGACCUUCGACUUUGGUCUACCGGGAGCAAUCGUGUCCAACCCGGCUCUGUUCUUCUUCUACGAUGGACCGACGCCGCCUGCGGGUGCGUUUGGAAGCUUGGACAAGAUCAAGCCGUUGUUGAACACCACGGAUACCACGACCUACCCCAAGCUGGCCGACCAAGCGGGCGGGGGCAAGAUCUAUGGCAUCAACGCGGCAGCCCGAGUGAAUGCAUUUCCCAACCUGGACCCCAAAAAGACCAGCGAGCUUUUUGAGGAUCACUGGAAACUAUACCAGGACCAGAUCAAGAACGACUCGAGCCGGGACAUCGACAUCCAAAUCGGCACAUUCACUCCCCAACCCGUAUCCGUCUUGAUCGCCAAAGCUUCGCAGGCCAACGGGGGUAACGCCAUGGGACUGCAUCCCGACCACGGGGACCGCAUCUGGGUAGAGAAUGACCUGAUCUGGGUGAACCCCGUAUGCAACAACGCCUGUCCGACAUAUCUGAAGAAUAUGGGAGACGGUGCCAAUGCCAAGUUUGACGAGAAGUUCAAGGGAGAGAAGCCCACCAACUACAAGUCUGGCGAUGUGGAGUUCAUCUCACAAAACCCGCUGUUCAUGAACGAUGCCGCUGAUUAUCAGGACGUGUACUCGAGUUAUGGAGAGGAGAAUAAGGCGAGACUGCAGAAGAUUGCCAAAGCUUAUGAUCCCAAGGGCUUUAUGAAGAAACAGGGUGGCUGGGAUCUGUAGUCGGACGGCGUAUACACCCUGUCAGGAGUAUGAAGAGUCUCUAGCGGCUGCUUUCGGGGUUACAGCUGAGCGUGGUUCAGACUAGUGCUCAGCGUGGUUGAGAAAAUCAUGCUAAAAUCCUGAACCACGCCAGUAUGUUGAGUAUAGUUCAGGAAUCUAACCCCCUUUGAAACACACUCACGCUACUCUACGAAAGCAUCUGUGUAUAAUCCUAUAAAGCACUGG
This is a messenger RNA of Aspergillus campestris IBT 28561, 1788 nucleotides long. RefSeq names its product FAD-binding oxidoreductase. The transcript is spliced from 3 exons. The record is from RefSeq and is a predicted model, not a curated record. NCBI's taxonomy places the organism in Eukaryota, Fungi, Ascomycota, Eurotiomycetes, Eurotiales, Aspergillaceae. Gene Ontology annotation, molecular function: FAD binding. The coding region runs from base 1 to 1563 and encodes 520 amino acids.